Penaeus vannamei (Pacific white shrimp) is the source of this 863-nucleotide messenger RNA. Lineage: Eukaryota; Metazoa; Arthropoda; Malacostraca; Decapoda; Penaeidae. The record is from RefSeq and is a predicted model, not a curated record.
GUGAACUUGCAGCACGUCCGUCGCAUCCUGCUGGAGGAGGCGAAGGUGGUGAGAAAGACCUUCAUGGGCGCCCUCAACCCCUUCUACAGGCUGGAGGAACCGCUGAUGGAGUCCCUGCUCAAGAUCCUGCCGGAGGACGCUCACCGUAGGGCGGUCGGGAGGGUUUUCCUGUCGCUCACCAAAGCUUCGACCUUGACCAAUGAGGUAAUAAGCCAAUAUGCCACAAGAGAUGAGUUGAUUCGAGCCAUCCUUUGCUGCUGUUUCCUGCCUUGCCUUUCUGGCUACACUGCUCCGAUCUUCAACGGUCGCAGGUACAUCGACGGAGGCAUGAGCAACAACAUGCCGCUCAAAGGCCCGACGAUCGUGAGCAUCAACGCCUUUUCCGGCGAGUUCGAGAUCUGCCCGAGGGACGAGACCGGCGACCUCCGACCCCUGAACCGGUCCCUGAACCAGUGCCUCGCCAUGAGCAACGAGAACCUGUACCGUCUCAAGUGCGGCCUCCUCCCGCCAGAACCGGAGGAACUGGACCAGCACUACCAUUACGGUUAUUUCCACGCGAGGGAUUUCUUCUGUCCUUCUGGGGCUUCGAAGGUUCGGAGGCCCGUGAAGCUUCGGAUGGAGGGAAGUGGCGAGGGCGAGGGAGAGGAUCAAGAGAGGAAGAGAUAGAGGAUUUUGAUGAUCUUGAGGAGGAGGGAAGGGAAGGCGUGGAAUUCGUAAUCUGAGAGAGUGAAAAAAUGGUAAUCUCGAGGAAUAGAAGUGAAAGACGUUCUUCGUAAUCUGAGAGAAGUGAAAGAAAGAUAAUCUGCGAUGAAAGACGUUCUUCAUAAUCUGAGAGAGAGUGAAAAAUGAUAAUCUGAGAGAGA